Messenger RNA from Aspergillus melleus, 1134 nucleotides. Its product is annotated as cation:proton antiporter. The transcript is spliced from 6 exons. The coding region runs from base 1 to 1134 and encodes 377 amino acids. Lineage: Eukaryota; Fungi; Ascomycota; Eurotiomycetes; Eurotiales; Aspergillaceae. The record is from RefSeq and is a predicted model, not a curated record. Gene Ontology annotation, molecular function: antiporter activity. Gene Ontology annotation, biological process: proton transmembrane transport. Gene Ontology annotation, cellular component: membrane.
AUGGCAGGAGGCUUUCUUCCCUACCAUGAGCCAAGCAUUGUCGAAAUCCUUAUAAUCAUAUCUUUCUUCUUCUUCCUCUCCCUAGCAGAAUGGGUGUCGGCCAAGAUCAUCAGGGCCGGUAUCAUCGGUCCAAUUGUCAUUGGGAUGGUCUAUGGAACGCCGCUUGCGGAUAUUUUGGACACAGAAUGGCAGCGUACCUUUCUGGCGGUCGGAUAUGUCGGACUGAUCUUGAUUAUCUUCGAGGGUGGACUUAGUGCUCGGCUUGAUCUUCUCAAGCAGAAUUUCUCCCCGAGCAUGUUGGGCGCUGCGACGGGGGUGUGCUUCCCUAUCGGCCUGUCGUAUCUUUUGCUGUACCUGGGCUACGGCUAUGGGGCCGUCGAAACAUUUAUCAUCGGAUCAAGUCUAUCCGCUACCUCGUUGGGGACUACUUUUGCCGUUAUCGCUUCUGCUUCGAAAGCCGUCGACUUGUCCCAGACCCGGGUGGGUUCAAUACUAGUCAGCGCCGCCGUCAUCGACGAUGUGGUAGGGCUGGUCCUGUCAAGUAUCAUUGGCGACCUUGGAAAGCUCUCCGGGGGCGACAACGUUAACCUGGGCUGGCUCAUCGGUCGCCCCAUCGUCGCAUCCUUCGCCAUGGCAAUCGGGACUCCGGUGCUCACCAAAUGGGUGUUCGCUCCGCUAUUCCGCCGAUACAUUGAAUACCACUUUGCCCGUUUAGACCAUCUCUCGAAUAUCGUCUUGAUGGUUCUCGUGCUGUCCGCCUUCAUUAGUAUUGCGGCCUAUGCCGGUACUUCGAUCCUCUUCGGCGCAUUCCUGGCCGGCGUGUUCCUGACGUACAUUCCGAGCAAGCAUCCGGAGGGCCCGUUUGUGGUCUUGAGUCGCGAGGAGGGAGAACGAGAGGCCGACAAGAGUCCCACGUUCGUCCACACCUUUGAGCGAUAUCUCCUCGAUGUGCAAAAGUAUUUGAUGGAGCCGUUGUUUUUUGCGAGUGUCGGAUUCGCUAUUCCGUUUGUACAGCUUUGGACGGGAAAACGCAUCUGGCGAGGAAUUCUCUAUACUCUCUUGAUGGCUUUCGCGAAGGUAUGCAUCCUUGAUCCUGAUAGUAUGUGUGGGGAUGACGACGUUAACAUGGACUAG